AUGGCUUCUGAGUUGCUGGAAGCUCGCGCGCAGGCGACUGCCCAACUCUAUGCAGACCCGCAUAACCCACAUCUUUAUCUCAAUCGCGCCCGUCUCUACGAAAAGCUCGGGUUCCCCGAUCUCGCCGCCGCCGAUGCCUACCGCGCCCUUUCUUUGCUCGAAUCCGUGGUAGAUCCAGAUGGAUUCGAGUUCCACGCCAAGAAAGUUGUCAAGACAGUUAUCGAUACCCCUGCUACCCAGAAAGACAAUGGCGAUGAGAAUGAGGACGAGAACGAGGACGAGGACGAAGAGAAAGAGGAAGACGAUGGGACGGUUCCCGUCACGCAAGACGAAUACGAUGCGCUCAUCGGCGAUGUCUACAUCGUCCUAGUCCGUAGUCUCAUCCGCUGUGGAUGCUACCGUGAUGCCUACGAGUUCGGUAUCCGUGGUUCAGGACUAUUGCGCGACCUGGAGAAGGAAAGCUCAUCGGCAACGACGGUCUUGAACGAACAGAUGGAUCAGAUCAAGACCAUCUACAAGUUCCACACGGAUGUACAGGGCGAUAUUGACUUAGAGUCGAUUGACUCUGCCGCUCUGCCGGCGCAGGGCAAAGCCCGCCGAGUCCUAUAUCCGUGGAACAAGCACGAGCCGGACCGUCGAGCGCCAGAGGAAUUGCGGUUCCUGAACGAGAGACUAGCAGAAAUUGCGCCUAAGUGCGAGGUACGUGCUGUGGCUCUCCCGGCGUUACACAACUCUGCUACCGGCGAGGAAGAGGUCUCUGUGCAGCUUGGCCUCUUCGCGAAGGAGGACAUUGCCGCAGAUGAAAUCAUCCUGCGUGAGUCUUCACUGCUCACAGCUACCAAUCGUCUUCACGAUGAUUUGUGCGAUGCUUGCAACUCACCUCUCCCUGAAUUGUCUGCCGCUGAACCCCCCGUUGGCUGUGAUGGCGGAUGUGCAGAUACAGUCUUCUGUAGCCAGGCGUGCCAUGACAAGGCGCAGACCACCUACCACGGUGCUAUUUGUGGCCUGGAAGACGGCCUCGAGUCUAUUGGAAAAGAUAUACCCGAUCCAAAGGAUAAGGCUGAUUAUCUGUACCUGCUCCUGCUCGGUCGUGCUUUGGCCAUGUCCGCCACACAGGACGUGGACGCGCUAGAACUUCCGGAAGUGAAGUAUAUUUGGGGUGAUUUCCAUGAUUUCGAUAUGGAAUCUACGAAUGCGCACGACGACGCUACUCUGCCGUUCUCUUUCCAACUCAACAUUCUUCAACCGACCCGUUUUCUCGAGGAAAUGGAAAUUGACCCUUACGCCUCGCUUCCCCGCUACGAUACCUGGGCUCUGAAUACCCUUUACGCCAAGUUCCGUGGCACUGCCUCUGGUCGUCUGUCUACAUGGGAUGGAGGUCCGGAACUCUGUGCAGUGCAUCCGCUCUGGUGCCUGGCGAACCACUCCUGUGAUCCCAAUGUGACAUGGGAGUGGGGUGGUGAGAUUACCUUCCGGUGUCGGAAUAACGAGGAGACGGCAGUUUGGUCGAGAACGAAGAGCGAUGGAGCUAUUGAGAUGAAGCCUCUUAAGGCUGGUGGCAUUGCCAAGGACCAGGAAAUUCUGAAUCACUACUGUGAUAUUGGACUGCCGGUCAAGAAGCGCAGGGAGUGGGCUUCUGGUGCCUUGGGUGGAACAUGCCGUUGUGACCGAUGUGCUUGGGAGGCUGGUGAGACGAACUAA
Penicillium atrosanguineum is the source of this 1701-nucleotide messenger RNA. Its product is annotated as putative MYND domain protein. The coding region runs from base 1 to 1701 and encodes 566 amino acids. Lineage: Eukaryota; Fungi; Ascomycota; Eurotiomycetes; Eurotiales; Aspergillaceae. Gene Ontology annotation, cellular component: nucleus. The record is from RefSeq and is a predicted model, not a curated record. Gene Ontology annotation, molecular function: protein binding. The transcript has a single exon.